This is a messenger RNA of Aspergillus tubingensis, 1329 nucleotides long. Its product is annotated as putative C2H2 finger domain protein. The transcript is spliced from 3 exons. Gene Ontology annotation, biological process: ribosomal large subunit biogenesis. The record is from RefSeq and is a predicted model, not a curated record. Gene Ontology annotation, cellular component: preribosome, large subunit precursor. Lineage: Eukaryota; Fungi; Ascomycota; Eurotiomycetes; Eurotiales; Aspergillaceae. Gene Ontology annotation, molecular function: zinc ion binding; nucleic acid binding. The coding region runs from base 1 to 1329 and encodes 442 amino acids.
AUGGACGGCCCUGCAUCUUCCCUCCCCUACACCUGCAACACUUGCCUUGUUGCUUUCCGCGGCAGCGAUGCGCAGCGGGUGCACAUGCGCACUGACUGGCACUUGUAUAACAUGAAGCGUCGCAUUGCCUCUCUUCCCCCAGUCUCUCAGGAAACCUUCAACGAAAAGGUGCUUGCCGCCAAAGCCACCACCACUGCCGCGGCCGCCAAGGCAUCGUUCGAGACGACCUGUGUCGCUUGCCAGAAGACCUUCUACAGCGAGAACUCCUACCAGAACCACAUCAAGAGCUCCAAGCACAAGGCUCGCGAGGCCCGCAUGAGCCGGGAAAAUGCCGACGAGUCGUCCUCCGUCAUGAGCUCCACCUUCUCCCUGGGAGAACCCAUCAACAAGCCCCGCGUCGGAGAGUCCGAGGUCAACAAGGUCGCCGAGACCCUCAAGGAUGCUACCAUCAAGGAAGAGAGCAAUGAAGACGAGGAGAUGUCUGAUGAUGGGUUCUUUGCGUCUCGUUGUCUCUUCUGUCUGCAGAAGUCGGACAAUGUUGAAGAAAACACCGAGCACAUGUUCAAGACCCACGGCAUGUUCAUUCCCGAGAAGGACUACCUCGUUGACAUUGAGGGUCUUCUCCACUACCUGUGGCGCAAGAUCAACGAGAACAGCGAAUGCACCUACUGCCAUAUGAUCCGCAACACCCCCGAAGGCAUCCGCACCCAUAUGAAGGACAAGGGCCACUGCAUGAUCGCUUUCGAGUCUGAGGCCGAGCAGAUCGAGAUUGGCCAGUACUACGACUUCCGCAGCACCUACUCAGACGACGAAGAGUGGGAGUCUACCGGCAGCGAGACACAUGAGGAAGGCGGCGUCAAGGUUGACGGCGAAGACGAGGGAUGGGAGACAGACGCCUCAUCCAUGGACGAGGACGAGGACGACCUCGACAACCGUAAGCGCGCGCCCGUCGUCUACGCCACCGACUACGAGCUGCAUCUGCCCUCCGGUCGCAGCGUCGGUCACCGCUCCCUCGCCAAAUACUACCGCCAGAACCUGCACAACUACCCCACCGCAGAGGAGCGUGCCGAGCGCCAACUUGCCAUCGAGAACGGCGAGAUCGAGGAAGAGGAGCCGAAGCCUCGUGGCCGCAACCUCAACCGUGCUCUUAUCACCCGUGCCAAUGGCGGUACUGGUAUGAUUGGAACGACGGAUUCCCAGAAGAGGGACGUGAUGAUCAGCGAGCGCAAGGAACGCCAGAGAGCCAUGCGACAAGAGCAGCGCUUCACGGCACGGGUCAACCGGCAAGCCAACCACCAGAAACACUUCAGAGAUCCUCUCCUGCAAUGA